Messenger RNA from Gryllus bimaculatus (two-spotted cricket), 369 nucleotides. Lineage: Eukaryota; Metazoa; Arthropoda; Insecta; Orthoptera; Gryllidae. The record is from the annotation of a GenBank genome assembly.
AUGGUUCAAGCUGAUAUGUGCGGCAGCACUUUGCAGGCCACUAGUAAACGCUCCAAGUUCAUGAGUGCGCCGGCGGCGCUGCUGGCGCUGUCGGCGGUGCGCGGCUACCACGGGUACGCGCUGCUGGCGUGGCUGUACGGCGGCUGCCUGGGCGGCUUCCUCUACUCGCUCAAGAUGCUGGCGCUGGAGCGCGUGCGGCCGCGCCACUUCUCGCGCGCGUGGGCGUUGGUGCAGGCCGGCCAGGCGCUGCCCGUGCUGCUCGGCGCGCCGCUCGCAGUUGAGGCCGCAGAUGCGCAAUCAUCGCGUGAUGCAGCUGGCAGUCCCCGUGAAUGUUGUACGCGCCGGGCGCAGGGCAUCCGCGGCCUCUGA